AUGUUUACUUUUGAUAUGGACCCGAGCCAUCGCUACCGCUAUCUUUUCGCUGUGUUUUGCUUUUCGUCUAUUCGUGGUGUCAUGCAGACCCUGUAUGCAUACCUUGUUGGCGUGAACUUUGUACCUGUAACCGACCUUUACAUACAUCACCGUGGUGCGGAGAAGAAAGUUCGAUACGAGGUUUGCAAUUAG
Molecule: messenger RNA, 192 nt
Organism: Pyrenophora tritici-repentis Pt-1C-BFP
Lineage: Eukaryota; Fungi; Ascomycota; Dothideomycetes; Pleosporales; Pleosporaceae
Source: RefSeq, a predicted model, not a curated record